AUAAGAACCAAUCAGAUCAGCAAAGCAAGGCCAACAGGCCUCUUUCUUUUCCUCUUCCAAGACCAUCGUGUUUCUAGUGCAAACCGCUAGUAGAGCACGUAUAUCUCGCCCAAGAUGAGUCAGGAUGUUGCAGAGCAAAAUAUUCAGAUGUGGAAGGUCAAGAAACUCAUCAAGAGUCUUGAUGCUGCCAGAGGAGCUGGUACUUCCAUGAUCAGUCUGAUCAUCCCCCCAAAGGAUCAAAUUUCUCGUGCUUCAGCUAUGUUGACGCAGGAGUAUGGUACUGCGUCUAAUAUCAAGUCUCGAGUCAAUCGAUUAUCAGUGUUGGCUGCCAUUACUAGUACCCAGCAGCGAUUAAAAUUGUACAAUCGGGUUCCUCCGAACGGUCUCGUGCUUUUCGUCGGAACUAUUCUGACCGAUGAAGGAAAGGAGAAAAAAGUUUCCUUCGACUUCGAACCUCACAAGCCUAUCAAUACGUCGCUCUAUCUUUGCGACAACAAGUUUCACACAGAAGCCUUGUCCGAACUGCUAGAGUCAGAUUCACGAUUCGGUUUCAUAGUUAUGGACGGUAAUGGCACUCUCUUCGGAACGCUCGCUGGAAACACACGUGAGGUAGUGCACAAGUUCACUGUCGAUCUUCCCAAAAAGCAUGGUCGUGGUGGUCAAUCCGCACUUCGUUUCUCCCGUCUCAGAGAUGAAAAACGACACAACUAUGUCCGCAAGGUCGCUGAGCUGGCUGUUCAGCACUUUAUUACCAAUGACAAGGUUAACGUUACUGGCCUGGUCCUCGCGGGUAGUGCGGAUUUCAAGACCGAGCUCGGUCAAAGUGACAUGUUUGAUGGGCGUUUGGCUGCCAAAGUUAUCAAGGUUGUCGAUGUCAGCUACGGUGGCGAGAAUGGUUUCAACCAGGCUAUUGAACUUGCGGCCGAAUCUCUUGCCAAUGUUAAGUUCGUACAGGAAAAGAGGCUCAUUCAGAAAUACUUCGACGAAAUCAGCCAAGAUACUGGGAAGUACUGCUUCGGUAUCGAUGACACGCUGAAGGCGCUGGAACUCGGUUCCGUAGAAACUCUGGUUGUAUGGGAAAACAUGGACAUUACCCGAUAUAUCUUGCGCAACGCUGCAGGAGAGGAAAUCGUCAUUCACACCAACAAGGAACAGGAGAAGGAUCGCGAAAAGUUCCUCGAUAAGUCUACUGGUCUUGAGAUGGAGCAAGUCAUGGAACCUCAGCCUCUUCUCGAGUGGUUCGCCGAAAAGUACAAAGAGUUUGGUGCAAACUUGGAAUUUGUGACAAACCGAUCGCAGGAAGGAGCGCAAUUUGUGAAAGGAUUUGGUGGCAUUGGAGGGCUCUUGCGAUACAAGGUUGACUUUACCAACCUUGCUUCGAUAGAUGAAGAAGAAGAAGAGUUCUAUUCGGACGACGAUGAUAUCUGACGUUUCUGCUGGCUCUUCGGAGCCCCGUCUACUAAGGGCACGCCAGGCGGGGCGGUGGGAAGGUGUGGGGUACGAGAGAUGGCGACGGGUGUCAAAAGUUUGGCCGAAUGCAUUGUUAGGACUGAAAACGAUACUAGUCUAAUCGCUGGAGGGUGCACUGUUAUCUGUGAUGAGGGUGUGGGUCCACACGCAGAGAUGCAUCAUUGUGUUUUGGUGGAGUUAGGCAGAAGUUUUGCCCACACUCCCAGCUAUGUGGAGUGCAUCAUGUUGGGGGGAUGUGACGUUGGGCGCAGUAUGCACCGACAGCUCCUCAACCUGUCGAUGUAAUUUUAUUGUGAUGAUUGUUUUGUAAUAUUGUAACGUAAAAAUAUCAGUUUGUUCAGGUUUCAA
Messenger RNA from Serpula lacrymans var. lacrymans S7.9, 1818 nucleotides. RefSeq lists its product as uncharacterized. Bases 115 to 1428 code for a protein of 437 amino acids. Gene Ontology annotation, cellular component: cytosol; translation release factor complex. The transcript has 7 exons. Gene Ontology annotation, biological process: cytoplasmic translational termination. The record is from RefSeq and is a predicted model, not a curated record. Gene Ontology annotation, molecular function: translation release factor activity, codon specific; sequence-specific mRNA binding. NCBI's taxonomy places the organism in Eukaryota, Fungi, Basidiomycota, Agaricomycetes, Boletales, Serpulaceae.